AUGGCAGACGGUAUGAAGACUGGAAGAGGAGGAACAAGAGGAGUCGUAAAUGUUGAGAUUCAACACUCCUCCUCUCCCUCCUCCUCGUCGGUCUGGCAAGGCUUUGGGAGGAAGGUGAGACUGUUGCUGCCGUACGUGUGGCCCAAAGGCACCGCGGCGCUGCAGGGACUCGUGCUGCUGUGUGUGUGCCUGCUGGUGGCAGAGCGGCUGGUUAAUGUGCUCGUGCCCGUUUACUCCAAGAACAUUGUGAACGAGCUCUCUGCAGAAGGCGGAUGGACUUCGCUGGUCGUCACCGUCUGCAUCUACACACUGCUCAAGUUCCUACAGGGAGGAGGGGCAGGUACCUCUGGUUUCAUCAGCAACCUUCGUCAGUUCAUGUGGAUCAAAGUUCAGCAGUUUACCAGCAGAGGCGUUCAGGUGUAUCUGUUUUCCCACCUGCACGGCCUGUCCCUGCGCUGGCACCUGGAGAGACGCACCGGAGACGUGCUGAGGAGCGUCGACAGAGGCACUUCCUCCAUCAACAACCUGCUGAGCUACAUCCUGUUCAGUAUCCUUCCCACCAUCUGUGACAUCAUCAUUGCCAUCAUCUACUUCGGCUCCUACUUCAGCGUCUGGUUUGGACUCAUCGUGUUCACCUGCAUGGUGCUCUACCUCACCUGCACCAUCCUGAUCACAGAGUGGAGGACCAAAUACAGGAGAGAGAUGAACGAUCAAGACAACCAUUCCAAGUCCAGAGCCGUGGACUCACUGCUCAACUUUGAGACGGUCAAAUAUUACUGCGCUGAGGAUUACGAAGUCCGCUGCUUUGAGGAAGCCAUUCUGAAAUAUCAACACUGUGAGUGGAAGAGCUCAGCCUCCCUGGCUCUGCUGAAUCAAACCCAGAACAUCAUCAUAGGAUCAGGACUGCUGGUUGGAUCUCUGCUCUGCGCGUACCUCGUCUCCGAGGGACAAUUCCAGGUUGGAGACUAUGUUCUGUUUGGCACCUACAUCAUCCAGCUGUACACGCCUCUGAACUGGUUUGGUACCUACUACAGGCUGAUUCAGAGUGCGUUUGUUGACAUGGAGAACAUGCUGGCUCUGUUGACGGAGCAGAAAGAGGUUCAGGAUGUUGAGGAUGCUCAGGACUUGCAGCUAACAGCAGGUCAGGUGGAGUUUGACAGAGUCUGUUUCAGCUACGUACCUGGCACUGAGAUUCUCAGGCAUGUGUCCUUUACGGUGGAGGCGGGACAGACGGUUGCUUUGGUUGGUCCGUCUGGAUCAGGGAAAAGCUCCAUCCUGCGUCUGUUGUUCAGAUUUUAUGACCCUCAGAGUGGCAGCAUCCGCAUCGACGGGCAGGACAUAUCCAAGGUGCGUCAGUCUUCUCUGAGGUCGUACAUCGGCGUGGUUCCCCAGGACACUGUUCUCUUCAACAACACCAUCGGCAACAACAUCCGCUACAGCCGAGUUACAGCUAGCGACCAGGAGGUGGAGAGAGCGGCCAUGGCUGCUGACAUACACACCAGGAUACUGGAGCUACCUCAGGGAUAUGACACGGAGGUGGGGGAGCGAGGUCUGAAGCUCAGCGGGGGGGAGAAGCAGAGAGUGGCGAUCGCUCGAACCAUCCUGAAAGAACCUCGGAUCAUUCUGCUGGACGAGGCCACGUCUUCACUGGACACCCAGACUGAGAGGAACAUCCAGGCUUCACUGGCCAAGGUCUGCACCAACAGGACGACUAUAGUGGUCGCACACAGGUUGUCCACCAUCGUCGGAGCAAACCAGAUCCUGGUGGUUCACAACGGACAGAUAGCAGAGAGAGGAAGACACGAGGAGCUGCUGAUCCAGGGCGGUCUGUACGCAGCCAUGUGGACGAAACAGCAGAAAAGUCACGACACUCAAACAGAAACACAGAUGAACAAUCAGACUCCAGACACUUGACAUUGAACUGAAAGAAAUGUUUUAAGCAUAUACUUUUUUUGUCACAUUCCGAUGUAUCGUCAUCUCGUGUAUCUGCACCUGCGGCUCAAAGUAAAUCUGGAGAAGAAGAAACCAUGCAAAAUUAAAAUUGUCACUGUGAGCUGUUGUCAUCUUUCCAGCCUGGUCACCGAAACAAUUACGUUCCAAGGAAAACAUAUUUCCUUAGUGAGAACCGUAAUUGUAUCACGUAUCACAAACACACGUGGAAUCAAAGUCUGCGAAAAUCCACGCACACACACACACACACACACACACACACACACACACACACA
Molecule: messenger RNA, 2225 nt
Organism: Cottoperca gobio
Lineage: Eukaryota; Metazoa; Chordata; Actinopteri; Perciformes; Bovichtidae
Gene: abcb6b
Product: ATP binding cassette subfamily B member 6 (LAN blood group) b
Exons: 19
Coding region: 1-1914 (637 amino acids)
Biological process (GO): transmembrane transport; heme transport
Cellular component (GO): vacuolar membrane
Molecular function (GO): ABC-type heme transporter activity; ATP hydrolysis activity; heme binding
Source: RefSeq, a predicted model, not a curated record